AUGUUAGAAUAUUCAGCAAAGCGACUGAAGCAAGACUCCUCCAAAGUCUUCAAAAUGGUUCAUGAAACUGGCUACUACGACCUCUUGGGAGUCAGUCCCACUUCUUCGCCAGAUGAAAUCAAGAAAGCCUACAGAAAACUGGCGCUGAAAUAUCACCCGGACAAGAACCCCAAUGAAGGAGAACGAUUUAAGCUAAUCUCCCAGGCUUAUGAAGUACUCUCCGAUCCAAAGAAGAGAGAUCUGUACGACCAGGGCGGCGAGCAGGCGAUAAAAGAGGGCGGCAUGAGCGGAGGGCAGAAUCCCAUGGACAUCUUCAACAUGUUCUUCGGAGGCGGCGGAAGAAUGCAGCGAGAGAGAAGAGGAAAAAAUGUUGUGCACCAGCUCAGUGUGACGUUGGAGGAAUUAUACAGUGGUUCAACACGAAAACUUGCACUUCAGAAGAACGUAAUCUGCAAAAAAUGUGAAGGUUACGGUGGAAAGAAGGGCACUUUGGAGAAAUGCUUGACGUGUAAAGGGCGAGGGGUGCAGGUCCAGAUCCAGCAGAUCGGUCCAGGGAUGGUCCAGCAGAUCCAGAGCAUGUGUUCAGACUGUCAGGGACAAGGGGAGAAGUUCAGCUCCAAGGAUCGAUGCAAAACCUGCAACGGCCGCAAAGUGGAACGAGAAAAGAAGAUCCUGGAGGUCCACAUCGACAAAGGUAUGAAAGACGGUCAGAAAAUCACAUUCAACGGCGAGGGCGACCAGGAGCCAGGACUGGAGGCCGGAGACGUCAUCAUCGUCCUGGACCAGAAGGAACACGGGACUUUCCAACGCCAGGGAGACGACCUGAUCACGAGAAUGCAGAUCAAACUGGUAGAAGCUCUGUGUGGAUUCAGGAAGACCAUCACGACACUGGACAACAGAAUACUGGUCGUUAGCAACGCACCAGGGAAAGUCAUUAAACCCGAUGACGUCAAAUGUAUUCAGAGUGAAGGGAUGCCGCUUUACAGAGAGCCGUUUGAGAAAGGACAACUCUGUGUGCAUUUCCUGGUUGAAUUCCCAGAGAAGGACUGGCUUCCUGAGCACCUCAUGUACCAGCUGGAGAGACUGCUGCCUCCCAGAGACGACGUGAUGCUGACAGACGACAUGGAGGAGGUGGAUCUGUCGGACGUGGACGUUAACGCGCAGCAGAGGAAGACUCAGAGAGAGGCCUACAACGAUGAUGAUGAAGAGGGUCCACGGUCUGGAGUCCAGUGUCAGACCCAGUGA
Messenger RNA from Knipowitschia caucasica, 1245 nucleotides. The record is from the annotation of a GenBank genome assembly. Lineage: Eukaryota; Metazoa; Chordata; Actinopteri; Gobiiformes; Gobiidae.